Vigna angularis (adzuki bean) is the source of this 1493-nucleotide messenger RNA. Its product is annotated as serine/threonine-protein kinase OXI1. Gene Ontology annotation, molecular function: ATP binding; protein serine/threonine kinase activity. The transcript is spliced from 2 exons. Lineage: Eukaryota; Viridiplantae; Streptophyta; Magnoliopsida; Fabales; Fabaceae. The coding region runs from base 65 to 1414 and encodes 449 amino acids. Gene Ontology annotation, biological process: protein phosphorylation. Gene Ontology annotation, cellular component: cytoplasm; plasma membrane; nucleus. The record is from RefSeq and is a predicted model, not a curated record.
UCAGAGAGCCAAAUUCACCCGAGAGUUACCGUUGCGGGGCUUCUCUCGCGGUGCCCGGUAAACCAUGUAUGCCGGUGACAGCGACAGCAACAGCGAUAGCGGAGAGCGGGUACGGCGCGGGGAGACGCUGGAAUUCCAGAACCUGAAUGUGGUGUCGGCUGUGGGACGCGGCGCGAAGGGCGUGGUGUUCCUGGCGCGGGUGGUUGAGAAGGGAAACGGAGAAUGGUUGGCGCUGAAGGUGGUGUCGAAGGAGCUGCUGAGGAAGAAGAACAGGAACGAGGGAAGGUGCAAGAGGGUGUCGUUCGAGAGGCACAUACUACGUCGUUUCGAUCACCCGCUAUUGCCCAGGUUCCGAGGCGCUCUCGACACCGACCAACUCACCGGUUUCGCAAUCGAUUAUUGCCACGGCGGAAACCUCCAUUUGCUUCGGAAGAAGCAACCGGAGAAGACCUUCUCUGAAGACACCGUAAGGUUUUAUGCAGUAGAAUUGGUUCUAGCGUUGGAGUAUUUGCACAACUUUGGAGUAGUUUAUAGAGAUUUAAAGCCAGAGAAUAUCAUGAUCCAAGAAUCAGGCCACAUAAUGUUAGUGGAUUUUGACCUUUCCAAGAAGUUAUACCUUCGCUCAACUCCGUCGUCGAGUUGCAACUCAUCACCGGGCUCUGACUCGUCACCGGAGAAAGAUCGGAGGAAGCGACGACUAUCACGAUUCAGCUGUUACUGCCAUUCAGGGAUAUCCUUGUACGACUCAGAUAUUCCGAAUCAACUCAACGCCAUCCCAACGAGUCGCAGCAUGUCAGACUCAGUGGAAAAGUCGAACUCCUUUGUCGGAACGGAAGAGUACGUGGCACCGGAGGUCAUCUCUGGAGAAGGACACGACUUCGCCGUUGAUUGGUGGUCAUUGGGCAUUGUUCUGCACGAAUUGAUGUACGGAACAACGCCGUUUAAGGGCGCGAAUAGGAAAGAAACGUUUCAUCGUAUCAUAACGAAGGAACCCGAAUUAUCAGGUGCAACAACGCCUUUGAGGGACUUGAUUAAAAAGUUGCUUGAGAAGGAUCCGGAGCGUAGGAUCCAGGUGAAAGAUAUCAAGAGCCACGAUUUCUUCAAAGGCGUGAAGUGGGACACGAUCUUGGAAAUCUCACGUCCACCGUAUAUUCCUCAAAAUGAGAUAAAGGAUUCAACAGGGUUUUCUCAAAAGGAUGUAGAGUCGUUUGUUCAUAGAAUAUUUUUUCCCAAGAGUAAAGAGGAGGAAGAUAAAACAAAUAAAGGGGAGGCAAAAAGGAAUGAAAAGGAAACCCCGAAGGAGGAAAAUUAUAAAAAUGAGGAAAACGAUAAAAAGGAGGAAAAUAAUAAAAAUGUGUGGGUUGACAAGUUAAAUCAAAAUUCUGCUAAGGAUGAGAAUUUUUUAAUUUUUUGAUUUAGUGUUUUUCUUCUGGUAAUUUUGUUCAUCACCAAGUUAUCUUAUGUGCACUAUGUCUAUGUAAAACUUAUGUCAA